AGAGGAGCCAAGCAAACCCGGAGGGAGUGAAUUAGAUUAUGAAUCGAAACAUGAAUUUAGGCUCUGUUCAGAACCUAACAGAAGAGACUUGGAAUUUUGGGACCAAACCAAGGCAAAGUUACAAAUUAGCUGGAGACUGCAAACCAGGUGGCUAUCCAUGUAACUCAAAUCUGACAUCUCAAAGUUUCUACCCAUAUUCAUCUACUUACCCAUAUAUGCAUACAAAUUACAGCAGUGACUGGGAAAUUUUUGAAGCAGUAAGGAUUCAGGAACUGGAAGAAGUCAAGGCCAGAGCUGCCCAAAUGGAGAAAACCAUGCGCUGGUGGUCAGAUUGUACUGCUAACUGGAGGGAGAAAUGGAGCAAAGUGAGAGCAGAAAGAAAUAAAGCCCAAGAAGAAGCCAGGCAAUUGAGACUCAGAUUAGAUGGUGUUGUGAAAGAAAUGAGUAUGCUCAAAAAGGUAAAUCAAGCUUUAGUAAAUGAGAAGGAAAACUUAGAAAGGAUAACUGCUUGGAAAACAGAAUCCAUUUUCACAGAAUUACCUUACAUUACAAAAGACCUAAACCAGUUAAAAUUUCUGGAACAAGAACCUGUGGAAAACGUGAGCAAAACCAGCAAGAUUCCUGUGGGAGAGGACACAAAGAAGGAUGCAGAGGUAAUCAAUGACCAAAACGAUCACAAUAAAGAAUUCACCCCAAAACCUCCUAAUUCAUUUUCUGGUCGAGUUCCAAGCAUCAAUUUGGAGGAACCUACAAAAAAAUUGGAAAAUACAGUUAAGACAACGGAGAAGGGUUUAAUACAUGUUUCUGUCUCCCAUUUGCAUAUGGCUGAGAUGCAGAAAAUCUUACAGAAGGAAAGAGAAAUGAAUGUAUUUCUGGAAAAAGAAAUGGAAAAGAUGGAGAAUGAAUUAUUUCUUUGGAAAUGGAAAUAUGAAGAACUGAAACAAAACAAGGUGGAAGGUGUGAAACAGCUGGAACGACUGCAGAUUGAGAAUAGCUCUGAAUGGGAGAAGCCAGAGAGACUUGUGGCUGAACAGCAACGUUUGAAAGAAGAGAGCAGAAGAUUGAAGCUGCAGGUAAAAGAAAUUCAGAGACUUCUGGAGAUGAAAAGUAAAACUAAAUCAAGUAACGAUCAUCAAGACACACAAAGUAAGCUGCUGGUUAAAAAUAAGACCAAAGAAACUGGAGAAAGCAAACUCAGGAUUUGGCACCAGGCAAGGUUCCUUCUAUGUUGCUGGAGGUUCUACCAAGACAGUAAAUGAAGAUGCUGGAGAUCAUCAAACAGCCCUGCAUCGACUAAGCCAACAGUAAAGAAGACGGACAAAGAACUUAGAAUCUUCAUAAAGACUUACAGGCAAAUUUCACUUCAGAAGUACAUGACACACAUAGGAACAGUGUACAUCAUA
Molecule: messenger RNA, 1403 nt
Organism: Calypte anna (Anna's hummingbird)
Lineage: Eukaryota; Metazoa; Chordata; Aves; Apodiformes; Trochilidae
Gene: CCDC102B
Product: coiled-coil domain containing 102B
Exons: 6
Coding region: 39-1259 (406 amino acids)
Source: RefSeq, a predicted model, not a curated record